AUGGCCUCUCAGAUGAAUGAGAUGCAGUUUGCGGAGGAUGGCAUCGGUGUACGUCUUCGCGACUUCUACACUCGCGUCCGUCAUCGCCUUAGGGGCCACAACAAGCGUCAGGUCUUCGUGGCCCUCUUUUCUCGUGAGAGCCACACCGUUAUGCGAACUCAGCCACGCCGAGAGAUGUAUCACGAUGACUUUCUCUGGAGCAUCUUGAUUCGCCCAAAGCAUCGCAAGGGUUCCGAUGCCCUGUGCGUUCAAGUGCGCAGCACCGUCCCUGAACCGGUUCCUCGCGAUAUCCAUGGCCGCCCGUGGCGCUUGGAGAUGUUCUCGAACUACGAGCCCAAACAAAGCCUUCGCUACCUGGGAGAGUUCAUGAUCGGUAAGCUCCCCAACAACUUGCACACCUCUGUUCUCUAUCACUUGUUCGCAUCCGUCCCACUUCCCCGCCCUGAUGCUCUUGAUCCGGAGAAUGGUGUUACGUGGAUGGAGAAUGCUAUUUGGCGUCUUCAACAGGGCAAGCUUGUGGACCAAUUCGACAUCAACCGUUUCAUGGACGAGUGCAAGUAUUACGCUACCGCCAUGGUCCACCAGCGAGAGUACUGGCCCCCAUCCCGCGAAGAAGGUGCCCCGUCAUUCAACUACACCCUUCGACCCCGUUAG
Molecule: messenger RNA, 654 nt
Organism: Penicillium argentinense
Lineage: Eukaryota; Fungi; Ascomycota; Eurotiomycetes; Eurotiales; Aspergillaceae
Exons: 2
Coding region: 1-654 (217 amino acids)
Source: RefSeq, a predicted model, not a curated record